Messenger RNA from Dunckerocampus dactyliophorus (ringed pipefish), 3463 nucleotides. It is a transcript of the gene sfswap, whose product is annotated as splicing factor SWAP. The record is from RefSeq and is a predicted model, not a curated record. The transcript has 19 exons. The coding region runs from base 162 to 3020 and encodes 952 amino acids. Gene Ontology annotation, biological process: mRNA 5'-splice site recognition; RNA processing. Gene Ontology annotation, molecular function: RNA binding. NCBI's taxonomy places the organism in Eukaryota, Metazoa, Chordata, Actinopteri, Syngnathiformes, Syngnathidae.
UUCAACAUGGCGACCGACAGCACGUAGAAUUGUGUAUCUUAGCUUUAACAAACAGAAAUAAUCGUGGCAUCUGAUCACGCUGUGAGCCUUUUGAUGAUCUUGGUCUUAUAAGUAAAGUUUUGCUACACACAUUUACGUCUUUUUAAAUUAACUAUUUGGAGAUGUAUCGUCGCGGGACGGCAAAGAAGGACCCAAACAACAAGCCGGCUAAGGAUGCUAGUGACAGUGAUAAAUACGCCGAUCUUUUGGUGUUUGGCUACGCCUGUAAAGUGUUCCGAGACGACGAACGGGCUCUUUACCACGAACAUGGAAAGCAUCUUAUUCCAUGGAUGGGGGACAAGAGCAUCAUGAUCGAUAGAUAUGAUGGGCGCGGUCAUUUACAUGACCUUUCAGAGUAUGACAGCGGGUCGUGGAACACAGCCUACCAGCUGUCGGAGGAGGAGGCCAGAAUCGAGGCGCUCUGCGACGAAGAAAGAUAUCUGGCCUUGCACACUGACCUGCUGGAAGAAGAGGCGAGGCAAGAAGAGGAAUACAAGCGUCUGAGCGAGGCCCUGGCAGAUGAAGGCACCUACAAUGCAGUGGCAUUCAAGUACAGUGCGGACUACUACGAUCCCUCCCAGCCCACGGAGGAGGAGGAUGCUAACAAGGUCACUGAAGAGCCAGAACAAGAAGAGAGUGAAGAACCAUUUGUUGCUCCUGAAGGACUUGAAAUCCCCCCCGAUGUGGAACUGCCCGCAACCAUCAAGACUCAUAACAUCAUCGAGCGGACAGCCAACUUUGUCUGUCAGCAGGGUGCUCAGUUUGAGAUCGUGCUGAAAGCCAAGCAGGCUCGGAACUCUCAGUUUGACUUCCUUCGUUUUGACCAUUACCUGAAUCCUUACUACAAACACAUCCUGAGGGCCAUGAAGGAAGGUCGGUACAAUCUGGCCUCCUCUAACAAACAAGAGCAGCCAGAAGAAUCUCAUUCUGAUGAUUCGGAUGACGACGGAGACGGCAACUACCUUCACCCCAGUCUGUUUGCACCUAAAAAGUGCUCACGUCUGGAGGAGCUGAUGAAGCCACUUCGAGUGAUGGACCCAGACCAUCCCCUUGCAGCACUGGUUCGAAAAGCCAGGGAGGAAAGAAACGGCUUGGCCGCAAAACCAACCGGGCCCGAGGAAGCGUCAGAUCCUGCAGCAUCCAGCACAACAGCCCAGUACACUGCUGACCCAAAUGCGUCGGCCGUGUACUAUGGCUACUACAUGCUUCCUGAUGGAACAUACUGCAUGGCCCCACCUCCCCCAGGUGUAGAUGCGAGCUCCUACUACAGCAGCGUAGCCUCGUCUGGGAUGACUCUCACGUCUUCUUCAGGAGCUUUUCCACAGUCAGGGACAUCCUCCCUCAUUGAGAAUAUCGCCAUGGCACCAUCAACUUCUGACCCUUCUCAAGUCCCCACGUCUGUUGCACCUGUUACCAUUGCAGAGAUGAGCAAUUACAGAGCUGGAGCUCAAGUCGCCACGAUGGCAGCAGCACCAGCUAUAAUCCCCCCACCGCUGGACAUCCAGGCUGUCAUAGACAAGCUGGCGGAAUACGUCGUCAGGAACGGUCUUAAAUUUGAAGCCAGCGUCCGUGCCAAGAAUGAUCCACGGUUUGACUUUCUGCAGCCUUGGAAUCAGUACAACUCCUAUUAUGAGUAUAAGAAGAAUUACUUCAUGCAGAAAGAAGGAAAAAGCUUGACAGAGAUGGGCAAGCUUCAGUCGGAUGAGUCUGGCAGUGAUUCCAAAAUGAGCAAAGCUUCUUUUGCCCCAAUCUGUUUUGCCAUCAAAGCGAAGGAGAAUGAUUUGCUGCCACUGGAGAAAAAUCGAGUUAAGCUGGAUGACGACUCGGAUGAGGACAAGUUGCUCGAAGGCGAGGGUCUGGAAGCUGUGGUCGGUGCUGCCGCCAUCGCUGCUGCUGCAGCUGCCGCCGCCGCCGCUGCUAUAGUGGUCAUCAAGGAGCCGCCUCCGGUUAGUGCGCCAGAGGCGAAGAGACCGGGUCUCAGCUUGGAAGAGCUGGAGGCGAAACAAGCCAAGCAGAAACUGGAGGAUCGUCUAGCCGCUGCAGCCAGAGAGAAGCUGGCGCAGGCAUCCAAAGAGUCCAAGGAGAAACAGCUACAGGCGGAGAGGAAGAGGAAGGCAGCGCUAUUCCUCCAAACUCUCCGCAGCCCAUUAGCAGGGGAGCCGGGGGCCAAGAGAGCUGAACUAGACUUAUCUACACGGCUUGAGAUGCAAGAGGCUCUUUCUGUUCUGUCUGAACUGCCGCCCUCACAAACGUCCUCUGCGACACCUUCGUAUCGUCAGGAUAAAAGACCUCACACGGAGAGCCGGGGAAGCCGUCGCAGCAGGGAGGCCCCCUCGUCGUCGCACAACUCUACCUCCAGAAGCACUGACAAAAAAGACAGAUACCGAGACAGCGAUCGAGAGAGACGCAGAGACCGAGAGAGGGAGAAGGAGAGGGACAGGGACAGAGACAGAGAAAGGGAAAAAGACAAAAAGAAGAAAAAACACAAGAGAAGGUCAAGAUCAAGAUCUAGAUCUACUUCGAGGCCAAAGAGCAGACACUCUCUCCCCAGUGCCUACAAGAGAUCACACCGGUCCCGGUCCCGUUCAUAUUCCCCGGGAAGAAGAGGCAGGGAUGGUCCGUCAUCAGAAAGGAGACAUGUCAAAGAGCGCGACCAUCAUCACAGCAGCCGCUCCAGUCUGCCCAGGGAACAUUCCGCAUCCAGGUCCCCCCUUGCCAAAAAGCAGAGCUCCUUGUCCUCAGGAGCCAAGAAAAUGCCAGGUUCCUCUCUUUCACCUUACCCGUCACCCAGUAGAGCCUUGUCCCCGUCAACAAGUCCCGCCUCCAGCUUGGCCCAGUCCAGGGGUGCUUCUCAGGAGAAAGAAGAGCCAGUGUCCUCUUCCAUAGUAUCUGCUGUUCAGUCCAAAAUAACUCAGGAUCUGAUGGCCAAAGUGCGUGCCAUGCUCGCCUCCUCGAAGACCUUCCAGCCUCCCCCUUCCUGAAGACUCCUUGGCCGUCUACUAACCAGCAGCCCUCUCCACUUUCAUGGAGAUUACUCGGCCUGACUUUUGUCUGGUUACCAUUUUUUGUUAUUGCUCAUCAUGAUUUGAGAAUCUGCAGAUUCGGAGCGACAACAGAGUUUAAGAUGAAAUAUCUAAUUUGGCUGCCUUAGUUGAUGGAUCCUGUUGAUUGCUGACUUCUUUCAUGUAUCGAAUUUGCUCUUUUGCUUUAGCAACACUUUCCCUUGUCUGGUCAGGAACAUAUCCACAGAUAUUGAUGUUCCUUCUGUGAAGGAUUGUUGAUCAUUUCUGUCACUAUCUACCAUUUCUCUCAAGCACCUCACCGUUAUAUAUGGGAUGUUUUAAUUUUGUAUUUCACUCGGCUUCAGUGUGACCCUGUAUUUCUGUUCCCGAUCCAAACUGUUAAUAAAGUUCAAUGAAUGAUC